Molecule: messenger RNA, 997 nt
Organism: Cetraspora pellucida
Lineage: Eukaryota; Fungi; Glomeromycota; Glomeromycetes; Diversisporales; Gigasporaceae
Source: the annotation of a GenBank genome assembly
GUGUGGUACUGAUUCGGUUGUUUUAUAUUGGGACCAACUUCUCUUAAUGGUCGGUCCAUAUGGUGAUUGGAUUAGAUACCCUUAUGAUUCUAUAUUUUUAAUUCCCGAGAUAGAUGGUGUUCGCAUAAUUAGUAGUGACAAAUGCGAAUUUUUACAGAAAGUUCCAACUAAACAUUUACUGUUCCAUAGAUGUUACCGAGGAAACUUUCAAAAUAGGUCCACUGCUCCAGCAGCAAUGUUAUUCGACGCUUUAGAACAUUUUGACAAACGAAGUCCAAAAGCAGAUGAAAAUAUACGAAGCAUUCGUCCUGAACUUAGUGAAGCCGUUGAUGCUUGUAUCGAGGCUGCAGGUCACGAGUUUAACCAAGUUCGGCAACGAAGUUUGCUCAAAGCGGCAGCGGUUGGGAAAACGUUUCUCGAACCGUAUAAUUCUGAUCGUUUCGUAGAGAUGUGCCAAAUAUUGAGGGUUCUAAAUUCUAUUAAAAAAUCUACAGAUGACGAGGAAACUAUUUGUCGAAUGAUUGUAGAAAAACUAGCAAACAAACCCGGCCUUUCUUAUGCUGAAACUGCAAAAACCGCACACAAAGUUGGGCAACCAAAAUUAGCAACAAGACUACUCGAUUAUGAGCCACGUGCAGCUGAUCAGGUGCCUCUUCUUAUAAGCAUGCAAGAAGAUGAAUUGGCGUUAAUAAAAGCGAUUGAAAGCGGUGAUACUGAUUUAGUUUAUUUAGUAAUGCUUCAUUUCAAAAGAAAGCUUCCACUUCCUGAAUUUUUCAGGAUCAUCAAUAAUAAACCUAUGGCUUGUAGUUUACUAGAAGAUGAUAGGAGAGUAGAAAUUGCUAGUAUAGCAAUGUUAGAAAGUUAUAAAAAAAAGGAUUUGACUGAAAGAACCAAUAAACUGAAAGUUGCACUUAAAUGGUUUCAAGAUGAUAAAGAGCAUUCUUUUGAAGCGAAGGCUAUUGAUGAAAACAUUAAUUUAACGCUCAAAAGUAAUUGA